Messenger RNA from Insectozyma verbasci, 1793 nucleotides. Lineage: Eukaryota; Fungi; Ascomycota; Pichiomycetes; Serinales; Debaryomycetaceae. The record is from the annotation of a GenBank genome assembly.
AUGAUGGAUGAAAAAGCGAUUUCAAGCAGUUUAUUAUCAAAGUAUCCAGAUUCUAUAAGCGUUCAACAAUCGGAGUCAACAACAAGAGCUAAAAAGAAAUCAGGGUUUAAUUUUAAAAAUAUAUUUGAAAAAGUAGAAGAUAGACCCACACCAAAAGAAGUAUAUAAUUAUAGAAUAUAUUUAACUGCUGUUAUGGCUUCUGCUGCUGCAAUUAUAAUUGGUUAUGAUGGUGGUUUCAUUGGUGGUACAGUAGCUUUGGAAUCUUUUAAAAACGAGUUUGGUUUAGAUGAUUCUUCACAUUCCAAUUCAAUUAUUUCAAAUGUCAUAUCAGUAUGUAUUGACUUAUUGUUCAUGAUCAAAAUACUAAUAUCUAGUCAUUUCAUAUUUCUGCUUUUGGAGGUGCAAUUCUCAGUUAUCCCUUUUCGUUCUACUUUGGUAGACGUAUUCCUUUAAUAUUUGCAGCUGUUUUAAUUACCGUCGGAUCUGCUAUCAUGCUAGCUUCAAGUCAUAGUGUUGGAUUAGGACCAAUUUAUGCAGGAAGAGUGUUGGCAGGAAUUGCAGUUGGCUUUUCAACUAAUUUAACUGUUGUUUAUUUAUCUGAAAUUAGUCCAUCUUCAAUUAGAGGUCAAUUAACAAGUAGUUAUGAAAUUGGUUGGAGAGUUGGAGAUUUGGUUGGGUUUUGGAUUAAUUAUGCUGUUGAUUCUCAUAUAGCUCCAAGUAAAAAACAAUGGUUAAUUCCAUUUGCUGUACAAUUAAUUCCAAGUGGUUUAUUCUUUUUGGGCAGUAUUUUUAUGAAAGAAUCACCAAGAUGGUUAAUGCAAGUUGGUAGAGAUGAUGAUGCUAUUAAAAAUUUGACAUGGUUUAGACAAUUACCAGAAGAUCAUGAAUAUAUAAUUUAUGAAGUUAAUCAAGUAAAAGAGUCAAUUGAAGAACAAAAAAAUAGAAUUGGUUUGGGUAUAUUAGAUCCAUUUUUUGAAGUUUUCUUUAAAAAUAGAAAAGUUUUACAUCGUUUAGGAAUUACCAUGUUUUUAUAUGUUAUAACAAAUUUUUUAGGUAUUCAAUCAAUUAACUAUUAUUCUCCAAUAUUAUUUCAAGGUUUAGGUGUUAAAGGUACAAAUGCUUCUUUAUUUUCAACUGGUAUGUUUGGUGUUGUUAAAUUUGUUUGUACAUUUAUUUAUAUUUUAUUUAUUGUUGAUGGUUUUGGUAGAAGAAAAGCAUUUAUGACUUCUUCAACAGUAUGUUCAUUAUGUUUUUGGUAUAUUGGUGCAUAUUUAAAAAUUAAUGAUCCUACUAAACCAGGAGUUCUGCCUGGUCCAGGUGGCAAAGCAGCUAUUGCAAUGAUGUACAUUUGGAUUGCUUCUUUUAUUUUAGCUUGGUCUGGCGGUCCAUUUGUCGUUGGUGCAGAAGUUUUUGAUCAAAAUAUUCGUUCAUUUGUUCAAGCUAUCAAUGCAGCAGCUUCUUGGAUUCCAAUUUUUAUAAUGUCAAGACUUACAACAAAUAUGAUUAGUGCUAUGCAAUAUGGUAUCUAUUUUUUCUUUGCUUCAUUAGCUAUUCUUACAAUUCCAUUUGUUUACUUUUUAUUACCAGAAACAAAAGGUAUUGCUUUAGAAGAUAUGGAUAAAUUAUUUGAUACAAGAUUACCUGCUAGAAAUGCUCAUAAAAUAGUUUUAAAUAAUGUAAAACAUGAUACUCAAGAAAUAUUUUUAGAAAAUCAUAAAAAAGGUUUAUUUAAAGUUGAAUCUAAUAAACCCGAGAUUGACAAUGUUGAAAAUUUAUUACAGGAAAAAGUUUAA